CCACUCUGCCUGAUAUGUGGGACAGAACUAUAACAAUAAGCAGCGCGGGAAAAACAUUUAGCAUUACUGGAUGGAGGCUUGGUUGGUCUAUUGGACCCGAGCACUUGAUCAAACAUCUUCAGACUGUCAUGCUGAAUACUCUGUACUCCUGCCCAACACCUUUACAGGAAGCGGUGGCCCAAGGUUUACUGCUGAACUCUGAGCUGAUGGGCCAGCCCGAGUGUUACUUCACCUCACUGGCUGAAGAACUUGAGGGAAAGCGAGACCGCCUGGCCUCCAUCCUGCAGGAGGUCGGCAUGACUCCCGUCGUUCCAGAGGGAGGUUACUUCAUGCUGGUGGAUGUUACGUCUCUCAACCAGGACCUGUCACACAUGGUCGAUGAUGAGGCCUACGACUACAAGUUUGUAAAGUGGAUGAUAAAAGAAAAGAAAUUAGCUGCGAUACCUGUCACAGCCUUUGUUGGAGAGGAAUCUAAGAAACACUUUGAGAAAUACAUUCGUCUUUGCUUCAUAAAGAAAGCCAGCACUCUGGAAGCAGUAGGAAACGUCUUAAAAAACUGGAGGAAUAUUUAACUGUUGGUGGCGACCUCUGUAGCAAAGAUGAAAAGAGAUGGAAUCAACAAUAAGUUUAUAUACAUUAAGUUUUAUCUUGUGAUCGGAGCAAAGAGCAUUCAUGAGUCACUGAAUCCAUUUUUGUGCCUUGUAGGGUUGGGAAAAAUUGGCAAAAAAAAAUUGGCAAAAAAACUUAAUCACGAUUAAUUGUGGUAUUUAGCUGAUAAUGAUUAAAUUGACACUUAAUUCCAUAGAGUCCCUGAACACCCUUAUGUCCUAGUCACAUGACCAAUUUAGUGGGAAAUAUUUGUUCUUCAUA
Messenger RNA from Austrofundulus limnaeus, 870 nucleotides. Its product is annotated as kynurenine--oxoglutarate transaminase 3. Gene Ontology annotation, biological process: biosynthetic process. Gene Ontology annotation, molecular function: pyridoxal phosphate binding; L-kynurenine:2-oxoglutarate transaminase activity. The record is from RefSeq and is a predicted model, not a curated record. NCBI's taxonomy places the organism in Eukaryota, Metazoa, Chordata, Actinopteri, Cyprinodontiformes, Rivulidae. Gene Ontology annotation, cellular component: mitochondrion; cytoplasm.